Messenger RNA from Struthio camelus australis, 1660 nucleotides. NCBI's taxonomy places the organism in Eukaryota, Metazoa, Chordata, Aves, Struthioniformes, Struthionidae. The record is from RefSeq and is a predicted model, not a curated record.
AUGGGCAAGUCCUUCACAGCCCUUGGGGGAUUCUGUGGAGCCCUCAGACUGGGAGGAGGUACCACUUGUGUCCUCCUGUCCUUCCCUUUCAUCUUUAACCCCUGCCUGGGUUGUAAGGAGAACACUCCGCAGUGGGCAGCCUUCAUCUACUACCUCCCCUUCAUCAUCAUCUUCCAGUUUGGCUGGGCGGCUACACAGAUCUCCCACUUGUCCCUCAUCCCUGAGCUGGUGACUAAUGACCAUGAGAAGGUGGAGCUCACAGCCUUCAGGUACGCCUUCACUGUCAUGGCCAAUAUCACUGUGUAUGGCCUAGCCUGGCUUGAGCACCUGGGCAUCCAGGAUGUCCCUGUAUUUCGGAACCUGUCCCUCAUUGUGGUGGGCCUGGGGGCCGUGUUCUCCCUCAUCUUCCACCUGGGCACCAAAGAGAAGCCAUACCCGCUGGGUGUGCUGCCCCAGCCUGAGGAGAGCACACCCCUGCUGCACAAGGAUCCUGCGAGCCCCCCACGUCCACUGCUGCUCUGGAAACAUUGGCUGCUGGAGCCUGCUUUCUACCAGGUGGCAGUGCUCUACAUGGCCACUCGGCUCAUCGUCAAUCUGUCCCAGACCUACAUUGCCAUGUACCUGACUAACUCGCUGCUGCUACCCAAGAAAUACAUUGCCACCAUCCCCUUGAUGAUGUACGUCAGUGGCUUCCUCUCCUCCUUCCUCAUGAAGCCUGUGAAUAAGUGGAUAGGCCGAAAUCUGACCUACUUCGUGGGCAUCCUGGUGAUCUUGGCCUUUGCCUCCUGGGUGACCCUGACCAGGCAGAUGGGAGUGGAGAUCUAUGCGGCAGCUAUGCUGCUUGGGGCUGGCUCAGCCACCAUCCUGGUCACAUCCCUCUCCAUGACAGCUGACCUUAUUGGGACCAACACGCACAGUGGUGCGUUCGUCUACGGGGCCAUGAGCUUCACAGACAAGAUGGCCAAUGGACUGGCUGUGAUGGCAAUCCAAAACCUGCACCCAUGCCCGACCGAGCUCUGCUGUCCUGCCUGCAUCAACUUCUACCACUGGGUGAUGGUGGUGGUCACUGGGGGGAUUGCUAUGGCUGCCACAGUGUCUCUGUGCUGCAUCAUGAUCUGGCCCAUCCGGGUCCGCUUCCAUGACAUCUCCCUGCUGGGACUGAAUGGAGGAGGGACCCAGUCAAGUGAGACAGCAAGCACAGAGGGAAGGAGUCGGAGCAACACGGUCAACUGAGCUGGGCGCAUGUCCCUGGCUGUGGUGAUGUCCAUGCUGCUGCCCUCUGCCUGGAGGGACCCUGGAGGGAGGCGAUGGCACCAGGACUGGGGAGCUGGGCUCAGGUGGGAUCCAGCCACUGCCCUGCCUCUGUCACUUUGCACAGGACUUGCCACCCCACACGUUCCUUGGGGACUUGCUAGAGGGUGUCCCUAUGUGUUUGCACAAAUGUAACACUAGCAGGCCUGGGGCCAGGCUGUGGGGGUCAGCCCAGCCCUGUGUGACAGGGUGCCUGGCCCUUGGUUUUAACAUGCUUUUGUAAGGUCAGUGUCUUUAAAUAGCACUUUUUAAAGAAGGAGGGAAGAAGGGGAGGGGAAAAAAAAAACCCCUACAACCUCUAAACUUGAAUAAAUGCUAUUGUUGUCAAAGGAGCCUCUUCCCUGGGCCC